Strongylocentrotus purpuratus (purple sea urchin) is the source of this 1628-nucleotide messenger RNA. It is a transcript of the gene zdhhc6, whose product is annotated as palmitoyltransferase ZDHHC6. The transcript has 10 exons. The coding region runs from base 155 to 1399 and encodes 414 amino acids. Gene Ontology annotation, cellular component: Golgi apparatus. Gene Ontology annotation, molecular function: palmitoyltransferase activity. The record is from RefSeq and is a predicted model, not a curated record. Lineage: Eukaryota; Metazoa; Echinodermata; Echinoidea; Camarodonta; Strongylocentrotidae. Gene Ontology annotation, biological process: protein palmitoylation.
UUUAUUUGUAGCUGAUUUAUUGGUCGCUAGUUUCAAGAAGGGCAGAAAAGGUUCCGCUUGAAAAUUGAGAGUUAACAAGUGAUUUAUCGAAGAAAAAAAAAGAAGCGAUCCAUCGAAGGGUACGACUACGAGUGUCUGCCGCAUAUCAGCCAUCAUGUGCUUCGGGCCUCUACGCCCCUUGCGGCAGCUCUGCCAUUGGGGUCCUUUCAUUGCGAUAUUCCUCAUGCUCUACAUCACCACCAAUGCCGUCAUCUGUGCCCUGGUCGUAUGGCCACCUUUGAAGGAAGACCCUCUCAGUGUGGCCCACUGCGCUCUGCUGGUGAUCUGGUGUUUCAUCAUCUUCUAUCACUACUUUUAUGCAAUGUUCCUGGGACCGGGCUUUGUUCCCAAAGGCUGGAAACCGGAGAAGCAAGAGAAUGAAAAAUACCUUCAGUAUUGUCAAUUCUGUGAAGGAUACAAAGCUCCAAGGGCCCAUCACUGUAGAUACUGCAAAAGAUGUGUGAUGAAGAUGGAUCAUCACUGUCCAUGGAUAAACACUUGUUGUGGUCAUUUUAACCACGCCCACUUCACCAGCUUCCUCAUCUUUGCCGUACUGGGCUGUGGACAUGGAGCUAUAGUCUGCAUGUACACUCUCUAUAUACAAGUCUUUCAAAUAGUACUGUAUCCUCGCAGGCGAUACAUGAUGGAAUCGCUUCAGAAUUCCCCAUACCUUACAUUCGGUUUUGGUCAUCUUAUAUGUGCUAUUCUUGCUGUUGGUUUUGCCCUCGGAGUUUGUGUAGCUGUUGGUGUUUUAUUCGUUAUUCAGAUGAGAUCUAUACUUAAAAAUGAGACAGGUAUUGAGUCGUGGAUUAAAACAAAGGCAAACGCAAGACACAAACGUUCUGGAGGAACCUUUAGGUAUCCCUACCUCCUUGGCUGGAAGAAAAACCUGAGGGAAGUCUUCACGAUGUCUGGUAUCCCAAAGGGAGAUGGGAUUACGUGGUCUAUCAUAGACGGCUGUGAUCAGUACACAUUAACGAAAGAACAACUGGCACAAAAGGCAGAGAAGAAACAUCGUUUGGUGGAAUAUGAGAUCACAGAUGACUACAGUGGUUACAUUUGUACCUUCUCUCACGGUCUCUGUACCCUCAUCAGAGUGCCUCUCUCGGAUGAACCAAGGAUACCGGUAGAAUAUGGUGAUAUCGUCAUGGUUUCCAGAUGGAAAAAAUAUUGGUUGUAUGGUGAUGUGGUGCUGGACUCUGAUGAUGAGGCUGAUGAGGACACCAAGAAGUCCAAGAAGCGUGUCCGAGGUUGGUUUCCUGCCAACUGCGCCAAGGAGUUGAAAUUUGAGGAGGAGGAGGAGGAGGAUGGAAGGAGCAACAGCCAUGCAAACAACAAGGUCAAGUCCAAGGAUGACUGAGGAAACGUCCCAGAUGCAAAGAAUCAACCUAUAAAAAAAAAAAUUAUCCACAAUAUUUUAGACUAACAGUAGAGGAGUAUGAAGAAAAUAAAUCAAGUUUUAUGUUUCUUUAUUUUCUUCAUACCGGUACUCCUCAACUAUUUUAGCCUAAAAUAUUGUGGAUAAUUUUUUUUUUUAUAGGUUGAUUCUAUACACUCUAAGGUACACAAUUUGUUUAAAUAUAGAUGAU